CCUCACUCCACAACACACCUCCAGGAAAACAGCUGACCGGCAGAAAACUUUAAAUACAGAACAGGGCGAUGAUCACAGCAGAGUAUGGAGAGACCUCAUGGGAGCUGUCCGUGCAGGUGGACCAAAAAGACGGAGACGAGUCCAUGAAAUUUAAGCUGAGGGUGAAGGGAGACUUGCACAUCGGAGGCCUCAUGCUGAAGUUAGUGGAAAAAAUCAAGGCUCCUCAGGACUGGUCAGACCAUGCCUUGUGGUGGGAGCAGAGGAAAUGCUGGUUGCUUAAGACCCACUGGACCAUGGACAAGUAUGGAAUUCAGUCUGAUGCUUUCCUGCGCUACACACCCCAGCACAAACCCCUGCUGCUGCUGCUUCCCAACAUGAAGACCAUCAUAAUGACUGUCAGCUUCUCCAGUGUGGUCUUCAAGGCGGUGGGAGAGAUCUGUCAAAUGCUUGGCCUCAGGAGGGCAGAGGAGCUAUCCCUGCUGAAGCUCCCAGAUGAUCCCUCCAAGAAGAAGAAGAAGAAAGACAAGAACUCAGCAGAGCAGGACAUCUGGGACAUCGAUUUACCCAGUGGGGGAGCAGGAGGCCAAGGCUUCAUGUACAUGACAGCUACCUACGACUCAGAGAACAGGCUGCCUGUGUCUGCCACCAGCCAGUGUUUUGGAGAAAACCCUCUUGCUGACUCUCAGCCAAACUUGCCGCCCGCUGAGCUGGCCAAGAUGUACCAGUCGCUCUCGCUAGUGGACAAAGCAGUCAACAACGCAGGGUGGUUGGACUCGUCUCGAUCCCUCAUGGAGCAAGAUAUUCAGGAUGACGACAAGCUUUUACUUCGGUUUAAGUACAAUGUUUUCUUUGACCUCAAUCCCAAAUACGACGCUGUUAGGAUAACUCAGCUGUACGAACAGGCCCGCUGGUCCAUCCUACUGGAGGAGAUAGACUGCACUGAGGAGGAAAUGCUCAUGUUCGCUUCACUACAGUAUCAUAUUUGUAAACUGACCAUGUCGAGUGAACCACUGGACAUCUCCAACGAACCAGAGAUAGACGAAGUGGAGGCGGCGCUGUCCAACCUGGAGGUGACGCUUGAAGGCGGACACUCGGACAGAAUUCUGGAAGACAUUACAGACAUUCCAGAACUGGCAGAUUCCCUCCGGCUAUUUAGGCCUAAAAGACUGACCCUGCGGCCUUACAAAGAAUACUGGUUUGUGUUCAAGGACAUCACCAUUUCCUACUACAAGAACAAGGAGACUGCUAGUGGAGAACCCUUAGAGCAGUUUCACCUCCGAGGUUGUGAGGUUGUUCCUGAUGUCAACGUCACAGACAAGAAGUUUGGCAUCAAGCUUCUGCUCCCAGUCGCUGAUGGCAUGAACGAGGUCUACAUCCGAUGUGACAAUGAAACACAGUACGCCAAGUGGAAAGCUGCGUGCAUCCUCGCCUCCAAGGGCAAGACCAUGGCCUACAGCUCCUACAAGUCAGAAGUGAGAAACAUCCAGUCCUUUUUGCAAAUGAAGAGCCUGGCGCCCCCUCCUGGUCAGGCGGCUCCCGACCUCGACGCGAUGGAGAUGAACGCUGAGUGUUUCGUUUCGCCGCGCUACGCCAAAAAGCACAAGACCAAACAUCUGACAGCUCGUAUCCUGGAGGCCCAUCAGAACAUAGGACGGCUGUCGCUAAUGGAUGCCAAGAUGCGCUUCAUUCAGGCAUGGCAGUCACUUCCAGAGUUUGGUAUCAACUACUACAUUGUCAGAUUCAGAGGCAGUAAGAAGGAUGAGAUGCUGGGGAUCUCCUACAACCGUCUAAUUCGUAUUGACAUGUCCUCUGGCCUUCCUGUCACCACGUGGAGGUUCGCCAACAUGAAGCAGUGGAAUGUCAACUGGGAGAUUAGACAGGUGACCAUAGAGUUUGACCAGAACGUGACAAUAGCCUUCUGCUGUUUGAGCUGCGACUGCAAGGUGGUGCACGAGUUCAUCGGCGGAUACAUCUUCCUGUCCACACGAGGCAAAGACCAGAACGAGUCCCUGGAUGAAGAACUGUUCCAUAAACUUACUGGAGGACAGGAAUGAGAUUCGAUACGAGACUGUGCUGCUUCGAGUACAGCUGCUGUUUAUUUACUUAGAUGUUACAAUGUGAGAGUUCCGUGUUGCAGUGUCAACUCACAGCCAAAGAAAACAGUCAGAGCUGAUACAUCGGCACUCAAAGAACAACAGCAUGAUUUUUUGUCAUUUUAUAUCCUCUCUCAAACAGUGAGAUGUACCCUGCACUAGAACAAUAAUGGUGUUGAUGUAAAUAUGGAGUGAAGAUUUGUCUUU
Messenger RNA from Limanda limanda (common dab), 2300 nucleotides. RefSeq names its product FERM domain containing kindlin 1 (gene fermt1). The transcript is spliced from 16 exons. The record is from RefSeq and is a predicted model, not a curated record. Gene Ontology annotation, molecular function: integrin binding. NCBI's taxonomy places the organism in Eukaryota, Metazoa, Chordata, Actinopteri, Pleuronectiformes, Pleuronectidae. Gene Ontology annotation, cellular component: focal adhesion. Bases 69 to 2054 code for a protein of 661 amino acids. Gene Ontology annotation, biological process: integrin-mediated signaling pathway; cell-matrix adhesion.